Molecule: messenger RNA, 1584 nt
Organism: Anopheles moucheti
Lineage: Eukaryota; Metazoa; Arthropoda; Insecta; Diptera; Culicidae
Product: UDP-glucosyltransferase 2-like
Exons: 3
Coding region: 1-1584 (527 amino acids)
Molecular function (GO): UDP-glycosyltransferase activity
Source: RefSeq, a predicted model, not a curated record
AUGAUCAAAAGUUGGACAUUAUUUCCGUUACUUACCCUGCUGGAAAUGGUUGCCUGGAGUAAUGGCUAUCGGAUUUUAGGUCUGUUUCCCCAUCCAGGUCUAAGCCAUUUCAAGGUGUUUCAUCCAAUAAUGCGAGGCCUGGCGAAUAAUGGACAUCAUGUUACAGUGGUCAGCUAUUUCCCAGAUGCCAAUCCCGUACCAAAUUAUCACGAUCUUCGUUUCGAAGGGCAAGACAUUUUGACCAACGCAUUUAGCUUACAGGAUUUCACGGGCAGAACCUUCUUCGACAAUUUUAAGGAAUUCUAUGAAUUAGUUGUCUGGGGGAUGGAAAGUUGCAAGGCGGCUCUCAAUUCUCCAGCAAUUGAUACGAUACUCGAAGCCCACCGUAAAGAUCCGUUCGAUUUGGUCAUAAUGGAAUUCUUUGCUACCGAUUGUAUGGCAGGAAUAACCUGGCUGAUGCAAGUGCCUUUAGUGGGUUUGAGCAGCUGUGCGCUGAUGCCAUGGCAUUACGAUCGUGUUGGAUUGCCCGACACGCCCUCAUACAUUCCGUCGGAAUUUAGCACAUUUUCGGAGGAAAUGUAUUUCUGGGAAAGAGUGGAAAACUGGUUAGUUACCAGAUUGGUGAAGAAUUUAUACCGCAUCGUACAGAUUAGUGACAAUAGGUUAUUGAAAGCAAAGUUUACGCACGUAUCCAUACCAGACGUGCGUGAGAUCGUGAGCAAUACCUCGUUAAUAUUGGUCAAUCAGCAUUACUCACUUAGCGGUGCUCGGCCAUUGCUACCCUCGGUUGUGGAAAUUGGCGGAGUACACAUCCAAAACACUAAUCCUUUGCCAACAGAACUGCAGCAGAUUCUGGACGAAGCAAGAGACGGCGUGAUAGUGGUGUCAUUUGGAUCCGUUCUUAAAGCCGCUACACUCCCGGAAAGAAAACGUGCUGCAAUGAUAGAAUCAUUUCAACAAUUCAAUGAACGGGUGCUGUGGAAAUGGGAGGAACAAAUGGAAAAUCAGCCAAUGAAUGUGUUCACACAAAAAUGGCUUCCCCAGAAGGACGUGUUGUGCCAUAAGAAUGUGCGACUUUUCGUAUCUCACGGAGGACUGCUGGGUGUAUCUGAAGCUGUUCACUGUGGCGUGCCGGUAGUGGCCAUGCCAAUCUAUGGCGAUCAAUUUCUUAAUGCUGCGGCAUUGGUUAACCGUGGCGUUGGUGUCCGUAUGGCUUACGAAAAAGUGGACAAUGUAACUUACGUUGUCGAUUGCAUUCAGGAAGGGUUAAAUCACGAGAGAAAGCAAAAUGCUCAAGUGCUAGCUAAAGCUUUCAACAAUCGUGCCCAGCAACCGCUUGAUUUGGCUCUUUGGUCGAUCAUCAAUGUAAUCGAAAACGGUUCUAAGGGAUAUACUCGUUCGUAUGGAGCAAAGUUACCCUGGCAUAUCUACUACUCGUUAGAUGCUAUUAUAAUGCACAUGUUCGUAGCCGCUGCAUUGUUGUUCCCUGUUUUAUUUUGCUGUUACAAAAUGUGUUUUGGAAAGCAUAGAAAAUCAACAGAUCUUGUCGCCAGGAGAAAAAUCAGUAAACAAAAAAGAUUUUAG